UCUUAUUGAAAGGUUGUGGAACAUGAAGUAUGUAUUUGUUUCGAGAGUGUUCGUUAAUUAAGAUCUGUGGCUAAAAUGAUUCGUUUUGAAUGGCAGGUCAGUGGCGAAACUGAAGAAAGGCCACAGAUUGACUUUCUUUUUCAAUAAUUUUCCUUUUUAUUAAUUCAGAAUAAAAAGUGAUCUGAGGAAUCUCUGUUGUCCGGUCUCCUUAAAUCAUCAACACAACGCAGAGCGGUCACACUCGCAUGACUCCGAUGAACUAAGGGCGUUCGGUGUCAUUAGCAUUUAAACACAAGAGAUGAGAUAAGAACAGAGGAGAGAGUAGAGGACGGGAACAGCAAGGAUGAGUUGAUAAUGGACAUCCUGCACUGCAACUCUGAUGUCAUCAACAGUGUGUCGCAGAUGGACGUGGUCACUCCAGAGGUCAUAUUCACUGUCCAGCAUCUGGUGGCCAAGUCCCUGAAAGUCACGUGGUUCAGAGAUUAUCAGGGAACAUUUGCUUCAUCUCCAACCUCAUCAGCUGUGAACCUGAAAGCGGUUCGGCUGAUGCAGAAACCGAAGAAAAAGGUCUGGGAGGCGUUCAGAGGCUACAUACAUAGUGCUGUGAAGUUUCUGGCCGCUGUAAAGAAUCGCGAGAUGCAAGAGUUCGAGGAGUAUUUGCCACGGUGCUAUGAGCACUACUCUGAGCCCUGUAAAGUGAAAACCAGGCAGAAGCAUACUUUGGAUUCUGAUGAUGGAGGAUCAUUUGAAGCCAGGAUUCUGAGCAUUAUCAAUAAAACCGUUAUUGUGUAUUUGUUACCCUAUUAUUGUUACCUUUCCUUCUAUCUGGAGUGCGAAAGGUUAUACAUUUUCCAGCAGAGGGUGCACUAUACUUAA
Triplophysa rosa is the source of this 876-nucleotide messenger RNA. RefSeq lists its product as uncharacterized. The record is from RefSeq and is a predicted model, not a curated record. The transcript has 6 exons. The coding region runs from base 355 to 876 and encodes 173 amino acids. NCBI's taxonomy places the organism in Eukaryota, Metazoa, Chordata, Actinopteri, Cypriniformes, Nemacheilidae.